Falco peregrinus (peregrine falcon) is the source of this 5870-nucleotide messenger RNA. RefSeq names its product family with sequence similarity 199, X-linked (gene FAM199X). The record is from RefSeq and is a predicted model, not a curated record. Bases 127 to 1278 code for a protein of 383 amino acids. The transcript has 6 exons. NCBI's taxonomy places the organism in Eukaryota, Metazoa, Chordata, Aves, Falconiformes, Falconidae.
CCCGUCGCGCCGGCCGCGACACUGAGGCGCAUCCCGGGACCGGCGGCUCAUGGCGGCGGCGGCUCGGCUGCUGUGUGCGUGAAGCGGCCGCCUCCUCCCCGCUGCGCCGCAGCCCUUUCCGCCGCCAUGACCGAGGAGCCGUACGAGAAGUUCCUGGCCCCCGAGGAGCCGUGCCCGCUGCUCUCGCACCAGCACCCGCCGCGGGGCGGCAGCUUGAGCCUGAGCGAGGAGGGCUGCCUGGACGUCAGCGACUUCGGCUGCCAGCUCUCGUCCUGCCACCGCACCGACCCGCUGCACCGCUUCCACUCCAACAGGUGGAACUUGACAUCUUGUGGAACCAGCGUAGCCAGCUCGGAAUGCAGUGAGGAGUUGUUCUCAUCGGUUUCAGUUGGUGAUCAAGAUGACUGUUACUCUUUACUGGAUGACCAGGAGUUCACCUCUUUUGAUUUAUUCCCUGAGGGCAGUGUCUGCAGUGAUGUGUCAUCUUCUAUCAGCACAUACUGGGAUUGGUCAGACAGUGAGUUUGAAUGGCAGUUGCCUGGCAGCGACAUUACAAGUGGGAGUGAUGUACUUUCUGAUGUUAUACCUAGUAUUCCGAGCUCUCCUUGUCUGCUUCCAAAAAAGAAAAACAAGCAUAGGAAUCUUGAUGAACUUCCAUGGAGUGCAAUGACAAAUGAUGAACAGGUUGAAUAUAUUGAGUAUUUGAGUCGCAAAGUCAGUACAGAGAUGGGCCUUCGAGAGCAACUUGAUAUUAUUAAAAUUAUUGAUCCUACUGCUCAGAUCUCACCUACGGAUAGUGAAUUCAUUAUUGAAUUGAACUGUCUCACAGAUGAAAAACUGAAACAGGUGAGAAACUACAUCAAGGAGCAUGGACCUCGUCAACGAUCUGCAAGGGAAAGCUGGAAGAGGAGUAACUACAGUUGUGCAAGUACCAGUGGUGUGAGCGGUGCCAGUGCCAGCAGCAGCAGUGCCAGCAUGGUCAGCUCAGCGAGCAGCAGUGGCUCUAGUGUCGCUAACUCCGCUUCAAACUCAAGCGCCAACAUGAGUCGAGCGCACAGUGAUAGUAAUUUGUCCACAAGUGCUGCAGACAGAAUCCGGGAUUCAAAAAAGCGUUCCAAGCAACGGAAGCUACAGCAAAAGGCCUUACGCAAGAGACAGCUGAAAGAACAAAGACAAGCCCGUAAGGAGAGACUGAGUGGAUUAUUUCUUAAUGAAGAAGUGCUCUCUUUAAAAGUGACUGAGGAGGACCAUGAAGGAGAUGUGGAUGUUUUAAUGUGACAGGGGUGAAUUUAUCAGUGUUCUUUCUAAGCCUUAAAUGUAUUAUCCUUAUUGUUUACAUCUAUUUCUUGACCAAAUUUUGAUUAGUGUUAACAAUAUAAACCAGAUCUUUUCUCAAGUGUAGUUUUGCUAAGAAGGUCUAAGUAUUGAGUAACGAGCUUUUUGAGACUAAUUUUGCAACAAAGACUUCAGAAACUUAACUAUCAUCUGAAAAGCUGCUGAAUAGAUACAAUUUUAAGGAAAGUUGAACUUGGCUAACACGCUGACUUAUGUGGAAGACAUAAAUCUGGGCUGCUUUUGAAUGACACUAAGCAUGCAUCACUAUGCUUCAGCUUUUUUAUUUUUUCCAACUUGAAGUUAAUAUUACACUUGGCUUGUUCUGUCUUCCUUUCCCAUUAUUAGGAAGAUUGUUCAGCAUGAGGAAAAACUCUUUAGUUCUAUAGGGGUUUCUUCAGUCUUGCUCUUGGAUCAUACAAAAUCGAAGUACUGUGGUAAAUCCUUUUCUAGAAGUUGCAAUUUAACCGAGACUGCACAGAAAACAAGAGGCAGGGCUUCUGAUGCAGGGAAUCUGUAACACAGAUAAUGCCUAAUAACGUAGUUCUUUAGGGAGCAAUUAGAAUUCAAAAAAACGAUUUGCAAGCUUAGUCUUUGGAAAGUUAAUUUUGCUGCUCAAUAUCUUAUAGUAUGGUUGUUACUAAUGGUUGAUCAGUACAUCCCUAGUAUUACUAUGAAAAGAUUCAAAUAAAAACACUAAUCUGCAAUUCAGUUGUCUAGGACACUACUUAAUAAUAAGUUAAAAAUGCUACUGGAAAGAGAAGUGCAAACAAGCGGCACACAACUUUUUUUUUUUUUUUUUUUUUUUUUUUUCCCCAGAAGCAUAUCUAAAUAGAUUCAUGUGGUUGGCAGGAGAACUUAAUUAAUGCAGCUGUGCUUUUUAAUUGUAUGUUUAGUUGAGGAUGUGUCUUCUUUGUGGGUUGUUACACCAUUACAUGUUUCAGAAUUGUCCUUUUGUUGUCUAUCUGCUUUUGAAAUUUCUCUUGCUAAGAAAACGAGGUAAAAUUGUGGCUUUCGAGUAGGGAGAUAAAAGUAGUUUUAACCUGUUUCCUAAUUCUGACAAUCUGUAAGGUGACCUUUGUCUUUAUCUUGGAAGUACUUGUUACAGAACUCCUUCCCCCCACAGCUGAGAUAAAAAUAAUACUUCUCAAUUUCAAUGUGAAACUUAAAAGGUUAUAAAAUUAUUUUCUAGUUCUGAGUUUAGGAACUAAUUUUUCAUUGCCUUGGUGCUUCAUUACUUUUGUUUUGCACUUGUGAAUUAAGGAGCCCGUAGGUGCCUGUAAUUGCAGAAUAUAGCACAAUCCUGCAGAAUUGCAUGGUCAGCUUUAUAUAGAACUACUCAUUUUCAUUUUGCAUGUCCUGCACAGACUUAUUAGCCCUGACAGCUGACGUAUUUUUCAUUCAGAAGUGGCAUUCCUUGUAGCCUCAAAAUAAACUGACCUGUAAAAUAUCUGAACAAUGGCCUCUGAAAGGGCUUUGAUAAGAAAUAAAAGGUCUGUAGUCAAACUAGUAUGUGUGAACUUAGUCACUCUUGCUGCUGCUAGACAGCAGGUACCCAGACUUGGCCAUUGGCUGAUUAAAAGCCACUUAAAACUCAUUUUGAACUCAAAUGUUAGUUAUCCUUUAUGGUCAGUUAUUUGGCCGCUAACCAGCAGUGACCAUUACCUGUCCGUAUUUGCCUGUACUGCACUAUAGCUGCUUGAAACCUCCCUCCCUCCUGUAGAAAAAGUACCAAAACCUUCUUAAUAGCAUACAAGUUACUGAGAAUUUAGAUUGACUUAAAUGUGGAGCUUCUUUUAAAUAUCUUGGAUGGAAGAAAAAAAUGAAUUGCUGUCAAUACGGCUAAUUUCAGGGUGCAGUUGUUGAGCUCUUGCAGCUUACCAUGGCUGUAAUGGAUGAAUUCAUCAUGAAACAUCUCACUGUAUGUACACUUCACAGUUCAGUACAACCUUUAUUUUCUGCAGUGACUUUGAAAUGUGAUUUUUUUUUUCUGAAGAAAAAUGCACACUUAGUGCUGUAGAGAAUUGAGACUGAAAUGAAAUGUAAGAAAGAUGCAAUAUCUCAGAGUGGUGGAGCAUGAAAGUGUGUCACUUUAUUCUGUUUCAGCAGCUCUUCAGAGUUUAAAAUCCUUUAGGAUUUGUUGAGAGAAGACCCCCUCAUUUUGAUGAGGUACAGUUCUUUUUGGUCACCUGUCUACUAGCUGCCAGAGAUCAUGAAAUGAAGGAGGAUAGUAUUUCCAUCUUGAUUUUAGUGGUAAGCAUGUGAGUAUAAAUUAAUCCAAGCGAUUAAAUGGGUCCAGUUCCUCGUCUGUGAUGUUGGAUCAAAAAGUCCUGAGUGCCACAGUAGCUGAUUGUGGUAUGUUGUCUCCAGCUGGGUACUUCAGUCACUUGUGUGACAGUUAAAACAAUAAAGAGUGGGUUUCCAGGGGCUGCAUGGUAAUAAUUUAUAGUUCUGUAAUCUCAUAGUCCCAGAUGCUUAUAACCUAAGAAUACAAAACUCCAAAUAUUCUGCUAAGAAUGCAGAAUAAUACCUUGCUUACCUGAAUGUUCUCUUUGCCAAAUGCUUGGCACCUCAGAGAAUCUGGCCUGAAGUAGCUGUGGGAUUCAGGAGUUCUCACAUACUUCCACGUGUCUGGGUUUUUUUCCCCUUUUCUCAUCCUUCUUGGUUCUAGUGCCAUGCUCAUUUUGUGGAGGGGGGAGGUGUUUUUGUCUGAUUCUUGUCUUUCCCUGCAAUGUGCUGUAUGCUUACCCAGGGAAGUGGUUGAAUCUCCAUCCCUGGAGGUAUUCAAAAGAAGCAUAAACAUGGUGCUUAGGGACACGGUUUAGUGGUGGACUUGGCAGUGUUCAGUUUACAGUUGGACUUGAUGAUCUUAAGGUCUUUUCCAACCUAAACAAUUCUAGGAUUCUAUGAAUUUGUAUUGGAUACCCGGGGCAUUAGUCCAACAGUUGGAAUUUUAGUUAAACGUGGUCUUGCUGAUGAGAGUGUUGGCCAUUGUGGCUGCUGCUUUUUUUUUUUUUUUUUUACAGGAAGUUAUCUACAGGUUAUUGGGUUCAGAUGGGUAAAGAAGAGUAACAGACUGCUAAAAUCAUGCAUUCUUAUUAGCACUUUUUCAAAAAAGAUUCAAAUCUCUGCUUUUUAUUUAUAGAUAAGAAUUGUCAAGAUUAAAAGCAAAAGAGAGACGAACAGGAAAAAGCUCAUAGCUGUAUGUCUCCAUGGUACUGAAGCUGUAUAUCUAGGUGCUUUGUACCCGCUGUAAUAUGAAUGUAAUCAAUUUACACUCCAUAACAUUAGCGGUUUGCUUCCAUGGUAACUUUUUCUCUAAAAAGGCUUAGAAGGAGCACUGAAAGUCUGAUUGCAGUAGGACUGUAAACAAUAGAGAACAUUCUUUUCUAGAAUGAUUUUACCUAUGAGGAAAAAAGCUAGCUGCCUACAAACCUAAUUUUUGUGUGUGUAUCUAAUGUCAUCCUUUGUCUCUGUUCAGAUAAUAUCUAUUUUUCUUUAUCUGGGAAACAGAUUAAAAGAUUGUUACAGUAUUCUCAGUAUGGGGUGCUUAUAAAGAGGAGCAAGAAAAGUCUUUGCAAGACUUUCCUCGGCUUAACUUUUAGUUCUCAUAUUGUGGUUUGAAACCUGUGAAGAUCAUUCUCUGGGAAAAAAACAAACCAACCAACCUGCUUGAACUUUAUCACAUGCAUUUACAUCACGGUGCAUAUACAAUAUGGAAAAAUAUAAAAAUGGCAAUAUUUACUGUUCAUCUACACUGAAUGGCCUGAAGCCAUUUCUUUUCUCCUGACACUUUCAGCUUUGAAAUCAUUUGAUGCAUUAGUCUAUAAAUAUUAAUAAACUGGACUGUUUUGAGGGCUCUUGAAGUUCAUUCUUAUAAGCCAGAUUUUCUUGGCAAAUGUUGUUAGAUGUAUUGCUUUAAUGUUCCUUAGCUUACUGAUCUUGCAGUUCUUGGCAUAGAAAAGACAAGUCAACAUGCAAUUUUCCAUUUAAGGAUUACAAAGAUCAUUUAUCUACCAAGGGCAAAUCCUAGUAAUAGUCAAAGCUUGUCUAUUUUGACUAUUAAGUCUGAUUAAAUAUACUUGCAUUCUUUCUCAUCUGGAUAAAUUUAAAACACUUCCAGAUAACAAAUAAAUUCUUCCAUUUAAAAAAAAUUGUAAUAUUGAAGCCUUGAAUAUAGUUCGUAACCAAAGCAAGGGGAAAGUGGGACUUUGUGAUGAUUUUUUUUUCUUUUUUGGGGGGGAGAGAUGGGGGCAUAAAUUAGAGUAUAUGGUACUGCUUAAAUUGAGGUGGUUUUUUUUCCCCAGAUUCUCUGCUAAUUGUAUUGCUAAAAUGCACUUUUGUAUAGAAAACUGUCCUCUGUACAUUCUGUAUCUACACGAUGUUUAUAGAGAUUUUUCUGAGGUUGUGAAGGAUUUACUGAAAGAUGCGAUGCUGGUGACUGAUGCUGUUGAUUUCAAGUUUUCAUUGUAUUUGAAAAUAGUUAUGUGCAUAUUGAAAUACAGGUUGGAAUUAAAAUUGAUGACGUAGCAAAGAUA